UUGUUUCGUGAUUGGUGAAGCAUCGGUUAGUGGACAGCGUAUUGGAUGUUUUUAAAAAUGAUAAACCGGCUUUUUUGUGAUCUGUGAAGUGCUGGAUGUUUGAACAGAAGUUUCGUUUAUUUGUCUUGGAUUCGCAAUAAUCAUUUGGGAAUUAUGACGGAGACGCAACAGAAAGCCAAAUGUAUUACUUUGAAAGGUUCAGCAGAGUUGGUCAAGCAAUAUCUUUUGUAUGGAGUGAACAGUAUUUUGUACCAAAGAGGCAUUUACCCGCCAGAAACGUUCGAGCCUGCUGAGCAUUUUGGUUUAUUUGUUUUAAUGUCAACGGAUGAAAAAAUUAAGGGAUUUUUGGAUACUGUUCUUGGCCAAAUUCAGGAAUGGCUCAUUCAACGAAAAGUACAAAAAAUAACGCUUGUUAUAACGAAUGUGAAUACCAAAGAGGUUCUGGAGAAGUGGGACUUUAGAGUCGAUUACGAGGGCCAAACUUCCAAUGGCACCAACAACAGUACAAGCAACGGUCUCCCUGAUGUGGGUACAAAAGAUGUGAAGACUAUCCAGAAAGAGAUUAGAGAAGUAAUACGUCAGAUUACAGGUACAGUGAGUUUCCUUCCAUUAUUGGAUUGUAUAUGCUCUUUCGAUAUUUUGACUUACACAGUACCUGACUGUGGCAUUCCUAAAGAAUGGAAUGAAACGCAGCCUGUUUUUAUUGCUAAUAGCCAAGAAGUACAAUUAAGAUCAUUUUCAACUUCUAUUCAUAAGAUGGAAACUAUAGUUAGUUAUAAGAAUAUUUAAGGUUUUUACUGUCUGUUGAGACAUGCAUGUAAAACAAUUGUCAAUCUCAACAUUUUAGCAAUAUUUAAUACAGAAGACUGUUAUUUAAAUUGUACAUUGUACACGAGUGAUUAAGGUAUAAAGUAAUGCGUCAUUUUAAAAAGUUUGCAUAUGUAUGGAUAUUAGUAUUAUUUAAGGAAGAGUUUUAUACAAAUAUAUGUAU
This is a messenger RNA of Megachile rotundata (alfalfa leafcutting bee), 991 nucleotides long. RefSeq names its product mitotic arrest deficient 2 (gene mad2). Gene Ontology annotation, biological process: mitotic spindle assembly checkpoint signaling. The record is from RefSeq and is a predicted model, not a curated record. NCBI's taxonomy places the organism in Eukaryota, Metazoa, Arthropoda, Insecta, Hymenoptera, Megachilidae. Gene Ontology annotation, cellular component: kinetochore; nucleoplasm; cytoplasm.